AUGUCGCAGAUGCCGCGUGAGUCAGCAACUGGGCGAGGUUCGCACACUUCGGUCUCAGAGGCCGAGAAACGCGCGAGCUCCCCGAGCAGCCAGAAUAAAGCACAUGCAGGCGCGCCCGACCGCGCAGUGAAAUCGCGCAGCUGCGUGAUAUGUCGGAGCCGAAAAGUCAGAUGCGAUAAAUUGUCGCCAUGCUCAAAUUGUCGUCGUGCGAAUAUCGCCUGCAUCUAUCCGUCUGCAGAUCGGCCGCCGAGAUGGGCGCGACGUCUUGAACGCCCGGUCACCGGGGAAGUUAUGGAGAGACUUCAUCAUUUAGAGGGCCUUGUGAAGGACUUGACGGGUCAAUUGGAGCAGGCUCAUGCAGCGACUAGAUCUGCUGCUGGUUCGUCACAUUCUCCUGGGAGCUCCACUCAUGAUCAUGAUGGUGGUUAUCAGGGCAAUAUGCACUCUGCAGGAUCGGGCAGCAUACAAAAUACUAAGUUUGGGAGGCUAGUAUUGAAUGAUGCUUCGAAGAGUCGCUAUGUUGGUAGUGGCUUUUGGUCGUGGGUUAAUGAUGAGCUUGACGACUUGAAAGCAGAAACAUCUAAUAUCGCCGUUGGAAAUGAUGGGUCUUCAGAUGACGAAGAGAUGAUUUACUCCAAGACGCCAUCUACACAAGAGCUGGGACGGUCACCGUCAGACCGACAUGCAUUCCUGUUUCGACACAAUCUUAAUUCCUCCUCUCCGAGUCUGCAAGAAUACCACCCACUGCCUUCACAAAUUCCUUUUCUUAUUAAUGUCUUUUCCGAAAAUGUCAACAUCCUUGCACAGGUUGUUCACAUCCCUACUAUCAACAAAAUGAUGCACAAUCUGCGUGGUGAUGUGUCGAAACUCACCCCGUCUAAUGAAGCCUUGAUGUUCUCCAUAUACUAUGCCGCCGUGACGUCCAUGGAAGAAGACGAUAUCACGCUCAAUUUCGGGGUCGCCAAGUCAGAUCUGAAUCUCAAGUAUCGUCUCGGCCUAGAGCAUGCUCUGGCCAAGGCUGACUUCCUGAACACACCAGACUUAGUGCUGGUACAAGCCCUUGCGAUCUUUCUUUUCCUUGUUCGACGGCAUGAUAGUCCGAGAUAUGUAUGGAUGAUGACCGGUAUUGUCAUACGCAUGGCGAUUUCCCUUGGAUUACAGCGCGAUGGAUCUCAUUUCGGGCACCUUACACCUUUCGAGAUUGAGAUGCGACGAAGAGUUUGGUGGAGCUUAUGUCUCAUCGAUGUGAGAGCGUCAGAAGAUCAAGGAACGGAUUACACGAUUACAUUAGGCAGUUUCGACACCAAAAUGCCUCUUAAUAUCAAUGACGCGGAUAUAAAUCCCGAAUCGAAGGAGAUGCCCCCAGAGCACGAUAGCCUCACCGAUAUGUCCAUUUCAAGGGUAAACCUCGAAAUCUGUGAUAUUUCUAAACAUAUGGUGACUCGAAUAUCUAAAACUGCAAAUCUCGAAGAACAAAGCCACUUCCUAGAUGACAUGUUUCGCCGUCUCCAGGAUGGCUUUCUUCGAUAUUCCAAAAAUACCGAGUCCAACAUAAUGCACUGGACCAGCACUGUCGCAACUCGAAUAGUCAUGGGUAAAAUGACUCUUCUUGUUUUCUUGCCUGUACUGUUCUCUUCUCCAAACGACGAUGUAUCCCAGGAGAUCAGGGACAGACUACUCGUUGCUGCAAUCGAAGUGGCCGAAUAUAACCAUGCUCUUAAUUCCGAACAGGCCUGUCGACAGUGGCGAUGGGUUUUCCAAACCUACACUCACUGGCAUGCAAUUGUGUACCUUCUCCUCGAAAUGUCUCGGCGUCCAUGGUCACCCAUGAUGGAGAGGGCAUGGGUGGCGUUUCAUAGUGUCUGGCUCAUCCCAAAUCAGUCACAUAUGAACAAGCACCUCCGCAUAUGGCUUCCGUUGCGGAAAUUGAGACUUAAAGCCCAACAUCAUCGCGAUUCUGAGCUUACGCGGCUAAGGGGCGAUCAGGAGUUCGCAAAACUAUUGGAAAAUCAGUAUAACGAGAUGAUGAAGCCCUCUAGCUCGGGCUUAUGCCUUUCUGAGCACAGUUCAACGGAUUCUUUCUUAUUAAAAUGGCGGCAAGUCAUAGCAAUGCCAGAUCAAAUGGCUAGACAAGGAGCAGACACCCAUUCAUCAAGUUCGCCUGCUGCUACUCACAAUGCUAGUCAUCUCGCUCCAGAAUCAGCACCCAUAUCAAAUCCCGUGCAAAGCUUUUGGAAAUCAGAUUCCACGGCUCCUUCACACAUAUCAGAGCCAAUUGCUUCAUCUACACAGCAUGCUUCUUCCGCGACCAACCCGCAGCAGUGGGAUCAAGGUUUUGAUUCGAAUAUCAUUCCUUGGUUAUGGGCAGAUGAUGUGGUGCCAGACGCGUCUAUCGAUUCAAUUGACAUAAGUAUGGAUCUCGAUGAAAGUGGAAGUGGGAUAGAUUGGUACAAUUGGGUUGAGACUGCUCAAGGGUUGGAUUCCAACUUUGCUUCCAAUGGACCUGGAGCAUCUGAUUAA
Penicillium angulare is the source of this 2520-nucleotide messenger RNA. RefSeq lists its product as uncharacterized. The transcript is spliced from 2 exons. Gene Ontology annotation, biological process: regulation of DNA-templated transcription; DNA-templated transcription. The record is from RefSeq and is a predicted model, not a curated record. The coding region runs from base 1 to 2520 and encodes 839 amino acids. Gene Ontology annotation, molecular function: DNA binding; DNA-binding transcription factor activity, RNA polymerase II-specific; zinc ion binding. Lineage: Eukaryota; Fungi; Ascomycota; Eurotiomycetes; Eurotiales; Aspergillaceae.